Messenger RNA from Rubroshorea leprosula, 1710 nucleotides. Lineage: Eukaryota; Viridiplantae; Streptophyta; Magnoliopsida; Malvales; Dipterocarpaceae. The record is from the annotation of a GenBank genome assembly.
CCAACUACGAACCUGACGCAGCCUUCUUCUCCGCCGCGGCAACGCCGUUGACAUUUGAGCUCCCAUCCUCCUACCAUCUCCGCCGCAAAUUUCUCCAUUUUCAGUUCACUUUCUACAGGUUUGUUCCUGUCUUGACUUCAUCCUCCCCUUUUUCUCAUCUUUUCCCUCCACUUUCCAUCUUAACUUCCUUCCUCUAUUUCCUUUCCUCAUUCCACCAUUUUCGUCGGCGUCAGAGUGGCGCCGCGGGGUUCGUUGUGGCGUGGCCGCGGUGGUCUCUGUUAUUCCCGAUUAAACGCAUCCGUCUCGACAAAAGAUCACGUCGGUGGACUGUCACGGAAUAAAGCAUCACCUACGGUGACGCCGGGGUCGCUCCGUCGUUGCUAAAACGCACUCUCGAGCUCAGAAUUCUUAUGCUACAUUCUUUGCUCGCCGGUCGUGCGAAGUCUACCAUUUUCCGGUGAGAACUUUUCUGUAACGCGUUAUUUCCUGCAAAUUUGAGUCUUACCUUUCCUUUCCGUCAAUCUUUGUUGAGUUGGUCGGAAUUGAAGGUUGGGUCGAGAAAAGCAGUGAUGGCGCCACCAAUUCUUUCAUUGGCUCUGCCCUCGGAAACUGGUCGGGUUCUCAGCAUUCAAUCGCACACUGUUCAGGGAUAUGUUGGCAAUAAGUCGGCUGUGUUUCCUCUCCAGUUACUGGGCUAUGAUGUCGAUCCAAUCAAUUCAGUACAGUUCUCAAACCACACAGGAUACCCAACAUUCAGGGGUCAAGUUUUGAAUGGGCAGCAACUUUGGGAGUUAAUAGAAGGUCUUGAAGCUAAUGAUUUGUUAUACUAUACCCAUUUAUUGACAGGUUAUAUUGGUUCUGUUUCUUUUUUGAACACUGUGUUGGAAGUUGUAGAUAAGCUUCGCACCAUAAAUCCAAAUCUUACAUAUGUUUGUGAUCCAGUGAUGGGUGAUGAAGGAAAGCUUUAUGUUCCUGAAGAGUUGAUAUCAGUAUAUCGUGAGAAGGUUCUCCCAGUGGCUUCAAUGUUGACUCCUAAUCAGUUUGAAGCGGAACUGUUGACUGGGUUAAGAAUUUGUUCUGAAGAAGAUGGCCGGGAAGCCUGUAAGAUUCUUCAUGCCACAGGUCCUUCAAAGGUCGUCAUUACAAGCAUAAACAUUGAAGGUAGUCUUUUCCUCAUCGGUAGUCAUAAGAAGGAUAAGGAUAACUCUCCUGAGCAAUUCAAGAUUGUAAUACCCAAAAUUCCUGCAUAUUUUACGGGUACAGGAGAUCUAAUGACUGCACUUUUUCUUGGAUGGAGUAAUAAAUAUCCUGACAACCUUGACAGAGCAGCAGAGCUUGCAGUAUCAAGCUUGCAGGCACUUCUACAGCGGACACUGAAUGACUAUUUGAGAGCCGGCUAUGAUCCACAAUCAAGCAGCUUGGAGAUUCGGCUAAUUCAAAGCCAGGAUGACAUCCGCAAUCCACAAUUGAAAUUCAAAGCUGAAAAAUACAACUAAAUUGGCUAAUAAAACAUAAUAGUCAUGCACUUAUGUUUGUACUAUUUAAAUUUGUUCAUUGGUUGUUCCAUUUCCUUGUUUUGUUAUAGAAGUUUUUGUCAUGGUAUAAUGUCAAAAAAGAAAUGAAUAAACAGAAAGUCCGAGGGAAAAAUGGAUUCAUGGAACUUAAAGGAUCUUAAAUUUUAAUUAUAUAAGCAGAUAUUUCAAAAUUUAU